Molecule: messenger RNA, 3210 nt
Organism: Acanthosepion pharaonis
Lineage: Eukaryota; Metazoa; Mollusca; Cephalopoda; Sepiida; Sepiidae
Source: the annotation of a GenBank genome assembly
AUGUUAAUUAUUUCUUUAACUUUUUACUUUUCCUUUUUUCUUUGUACAUUUCUCCAUUUUUCUUGCCUCCUUUCAACGUUUUUUCUCCUUUUCUUUUCUUUUUUACUCAUUUCUCCUUUUCUUUUUAUACUCAUUUCUCCUUUUCUUUUUAUACUCAUUUCUCCUUUUCUUUUUUACUCAUUUCUCCUUUUCUCUUUUUUUUUUUUUUUACUCAUUUCUCCUUUUCUCUUUUUUUUUUUUUACUCAUUUCUCCUUUUCUCUUUUUUUUUUUUUUUUUACUCAUUUCUCCUUUUCUCUCUUUUUUUUUCACUCAUUUCUCCUUUUCUCUUUUUUUUAUUCAUUUCUCCUUUUCUCUUUUUUUUAUUCAUUUCUCCUUUUCUCUUUUUUUAUUCAUUUCUCCUUUUCUCUUUUUUUUAUUCAUUUCUCCUUUUCUCUUUUUUUAUUCAUUUCUCCUUUUUCUUUUUUUUUUCUACAUUUCUCCUUUUUCUUUUUUUUUCUUAUACAUUUCUCCUUUUUCUUUUUUCUUCUCAUUUCUUUUUUCUCUUUUUUACUCAUUUCUCCUUUUCUCUUUUUUUACUCAUUUCUCCUUUUCUCUUUUUUUUACUCAUUUCUCCUUUUCUCUUUUUUUUACUCAUUUCUCCUUUUCUCUUUUUUUUAUUCAUUUCUCCUUUUCUCUUUUUUUUAUUCAUUUCUCCUUUUCUCUUUUUUUUUUACUCAUUUCACCUUUUCUCUUUUUUUACUCAUUUCUCCUUUUCUCUUUUUUUUUACUCAUUUCUCUUUUUCUUUUUUUUUUCUCAUUUCUCUUUUUUUUUUUUUAUUCAUUUCUCCUUUUUUUUUUUUUUUUUUUUCAUUUCUCCUUUUCUCUUUUUUUUACUCAUUUCUCCUUUUCUCUUUUUUUAUUCAUUUUUCCUUUUUUCUUUUCUUUUGACUCAUUUCUCCUUUUUUCUUUUUUUACUCAUUUCUCCUUUUUCUUUUUUUUACUCAUUUCUCCUUUUCUCUUUUUUUUUACUCUUUUUUCUCCUUUUCUUUUUUUUUACUCAUUUCUCCUUUUCUUUUUUUUACUCAUUUUUCUUUUCUCUUUUUUUUCUUCUCAUUUCUCCUUUUUUUUUUUUUACUCAUUUCUCCUUUUCUCUUUUUUUAUUCAUUUCUCCUUUUCUCUUUUUUUUUUCAUUUCUCCUUUUCUCUUUUUUUCUUACUCAUUUCUCCUUUUCUCUUUUUUUUUUACUCAUUUCUCCUUUUCUCUUUUUUUACUCAUUUCUCCUUUUCUCUUUUUUUCUUACUCAUUUCUCCUUUUCUCUUUUUUUUUAUUCAUUUCUCCUUUUCACUUUUUUUUUUUUUACUUUCUUUUUCUCUUUUUUUUUUUUUUUUUUACUCAUUUCUCCUUUUUUUUUUUUUUUACUCAUUUCUCCUUUUCUCUUUUUUUUUACUCAUUUCUCCUUUUCUCUUUUUUUCUUACUCAUUUCUCCUUUUCACUUUUUUUCUUACUCAUUUCUCCUUUUCUCUUUUUUUCUUACUCAUUUCUCCUUUUCUUUUUUUUUUUCAUUUUCUUCCUUUUCAUUUUUUUUUUCUUACUCAUUUUCCUUUUUUCUUUUUUUUUACUCAUUUCUCCUUUUCUCUUUUUUUUUACUCAUUUCUCCUUUUUCUUUUUUUUUUUUCAUUUCUCCUUUUCUUUUUUUUCUUUUUCAUUUCUCCUUUUUUUUUUUUUUACUCAUUUCUUUUUUUUUUUUUUUUACUCAUUUUCCUUUUUUUUUUUUUUACUUUUUCUCUUUUUCUCCUUUCACUUUUUUUCCCUUUUUUUUUUACUCAUCUCUCCUUUUCCUUUUUUUUUCCCUUUCUUUUUUUUACUCAUCUCUCCUUUUCUCUUUUUUUUUUUUUUUUUUACUCAUCUCUCCUUUUUCACUCUUUUUUCCCUUUCUUUUUUACUCAUCUCUCCUUUUCCUUUUUUUAUUUUUUUUUUUUUUUCAUCUCUCCUUUUCCUCUUUUUCCUUUCUUUUUUUUACUCAUCUCUCCUUUUCCUCUUUUUUCCCUUUCUUUUUUACUCAUCUCUCCUUUUUCUCUUUUUUUUCCCUUUUUUUUUUACUCAUCUCUCCUUUUCUCUUUUUUCCCUUUUUUUUUUUACUCAUCUCUCCUUUUCCUCUUUUUUCCUUUCUUUUUUACUCAUCUCUCCUUUUCACUCUUUUUUCCUUUCUUUUUUACUCAUCUCUCCUUUUCCUCUUUUUUUUUCUUUUUUUACUCAUCUCUCCUUUUCCUCUUUUUCCUUUUUCUUUUUUACUCAUCUCUCCUUUUCUCUUUUUUCCCUUAUUUUUUUUACUCAUCUCUCCUUUUUUCUUCUUUUUUCCUUUUCUUUUUUACUCAUCUCUCCUUUUCCUCUUUUUUCCUUUUUUCUUUUUUUCCUCUCUCCUUUUCUUUUUUCCCUUUCUUUUUUUCCUCAUCUCUCCUUUUUCCUUUUUUUUCCCUUUUUUUUUUACUCAUCUCUCCUUUCUCUCUCUUUUUUUUCCCUUUUUUUUUACUCAUCUCUCCUUUUCCUCUUUUUUUUCCCUUUUUUUUUACUCAUCUCUCCUUUUCACUCUUUUUUCUUUCUUUUUUUACUCAUCUCUCCUUUUCACUCUUUUUUCCCUUUCUUUUUUUACUCAUCUCUCCUUUUCACUCUUUUUUCCCUUUCUUUUUUUACUCAUCUCUCCUUUUCACUCUUUUUUCCCUUUCUUUUUUUACUCAUCUCUCCUUUUCACUCUUUUUUCCCUUUCUUUUUUUACUCAUCUCUCCUUUUCCUCUUUUUCCCUUUCUUUAAUCUCAUCUCUCCUUUUCCUCUUUUUCCCUUUCUUUUUUACUCAUCUCUCCUUUUCACUUUUUUUCCCUUUCUUUUUUACUCAUCUCUCCUUUUCCUCUUUUUCCCUUUCUUUUUUUACUCAUCUCUCCUUUUCUCUUUUUCCCUUUUUUUUUUUUUCAUCUCUCCUUUUCCUCUUUUUCCCUUUUUUUUUACUCAUCUCUUUUUUCCUCUUUUUUUCCCUUUUUUUUUUUACUCAUCUCUCCUUUUCCUCUUUUUCCCUUUCUUUUUUUUUCAUCUCUCCUUUUCCUUUUUUUCCCUUUCUUUUUUUUUCAUCUCUCCUUUUUUUCUUUUUUUCCCUUUCUUUUUUUUCAUCUCUCCUUUUCACUCUUUUUCCCUUUUUCUCUUCAUCUUCCUCGGUUGUAUUCAAAUACAAUGCAGAGUAA